Molecule: messenger RNA, 2097 nt
Organism: Strongylocentrotus purpuratus (purple sea urchin)
Lineage: Eukaryota; Metazoa; Echinodermata; Echinoidea; Camarodonta; Strongylocentrotidae
Product: monocarboxylate transporter 9
Exons: 6
Coding region: 8-1786 (592 amino acids)
Biological process (GO): transmembrane transport
Molecular function (GO): transmembrane transporter activity
Source: RefSeq, a predicted model, not a curated record
CACAUACAUGCGCACUCACGCACAACACACAUCCACGAUGCCUGCUGAUCGAGUGAGGACAUGCCCAUCGAUGUGCCGUCGCCCGCGGGUUCCGUGGCGUUGGAUUGUCGUAGCCGCUACCUUCCUUACCUUCACGGUCCUGUUUGGUCUCCUAAACAGCUUUAAUGUCCUCUUUGUAGCAUUCCAGGAAGAAUUCGACAGCAGUGCCACCAUGACAGGUUGGAUCGGUUCCACCGCAUUAGGGUUGAGUAUGCUUAUUGCUCCCGUGGUCAACGUCCUCACCGAGCGCUUCGGAUACCGACCCGUUUCCGUCGUCGGCAUCGUGACGUCAGCCGGUGCUCUCAUUGUGACGUCAUUUCUACCAAACGUACUUGCAGCUUUCUUGUCGUACGGCGUUAUGGUUGGCAUCGGGGCCGGCCUGGUGACUGUUAGUUCUAUCGGUGUAGUCAUGUUGUACUUUCCAGAGCAGAAUAGCGUAAGAGCAAUGGCCAUGAUCAUGAUAGGGCCCGGUUUAGGUGUGGUAACCUUCGCACCCCUGAUGUCUCUCAUCAUCACAAGACAUGGAUGGAGGGUUCUUCUUCGGAUCAUGGGUUCUCUUCUCUUUUUAGUUGGUAUUCCGUGUGUAUUAACCUAUGCAGAACCACCAAACUCAUCUCACCAACCCGAUGAUGACAAGAACAAAUAUCAAGACCUCCAACCAGUCACAGAUGCCCUUGAGGACGCGAAUAACUGUACCUGUAAAGAGGCGCAGGUGUACCACAGUGACAAAGCUGCGGUCUGGAUCCCUAACGUUGGAUCCUUAAAAAAACUCGAGAACAACGAUCUGGUUGAAGAAAAGAAGACCUAUCAUCAAGCAAAAACGUCGUCAGAUCACCGCAGAGGGAGCUGUGCUAAAUGCACCACAUUAAACGAUGAACAGGGGUACCCACGCUCUUUUGAUAGAGAGAUUCCUUGCGAGGGUGAUCCUUGCCUCAAUGGAGAGUCGCGUUGUGGCGUUGUGAAGCGCUGUGAAACAUUGACGCCACAGAAGGGGAAACGUUCAGAUCAUGGCAUGGCGUGGAAGACACUUGUCGCUCUAACAUUUCCAGAACUCUGGCUGCUAUCGAUAUCGACAGUCCUUAAUGGAAUAGGAGAUAGUUUUUACUUUGUUAAUCUGAUUAACUACAUGUUAUCCGUGGGCUUCCAAAAAGAGUUCGGAGUCAAAGUCGUGACGGUCUUAGGGUUCGCCAACCUGGUAGGGCGAAUCACGAUGUCCUUAGGGGGUGACUACGUCCCGUUUCCCCGAGUCUUUCUCCUGGCCAUCUCCAGCUUGGUCGGUAUAGGGGUCAUGCUCCUGAUCCUGCUCACCAGGAAUCGCAUCAUCAUGUAUAUCAUCGCUGUCGUGAUUGGUAGUGUUAUGAUGAGCAUCACAAAUAUCAUCACCUUCAUGAUUCCUUCGGAGUUCUUUGGACCUGAGAGGGCGCUAGAGACUUCAUCCGUUAUUAUCUUCAUGUACGGUCUUGGUUUUACCCUCGGCUCUCUUAUAGGCCAGAGUAUUGACAACACCGGCUCGUACUCGAGUGCAAUGUGGGCUUUCGUAGGGAUGUACAUUACAUCAGGUCUGUGUGUAUUAAUGGCGCCUGUUUAUCAACGCUACUUCGCCCCGCAGCGUUUCGUCACCUUUGACCUGUUCCGCAAGAAGAGGGAGGCGAGACAAAAGAACAAGUUUAUAUUGGAGCAAAAUCCUAAAAGUGAAAACAAAUCGGAGGCCAAGGCAAACGUGAGCGAAAGAGUAACAUGUGUUUGAUGAACCAAUAGUCUGUAUAAUUCGUUUUCUACUUCGGGCAAACUCACUUGAAAUAGCGUGACGUACCGCCGGUAAACUAUGCAGAGAUGAAAGCUUUGUUUGACCAAGGAGUUCUAAGAGCUGGAGGCCCAACUGGCAAAAAGAUAUUUCAAGCAACUGUUUUCUAAGGUUGCACAAUUUUAUCUACAGGUGUGCUCUUACCUUUGAUGUCUGAGGUUUGAUGUCACCAAUAUAUUGGAAAGCUUGAGUACUGAUUUUGUUCACAAAGAAAUAUCGUUAAUAUUUCACUUUUUAUUUGAACUAACAAGGGG